Messenger RNA from Diplodia corticola, 1713 nucleotides. RefSeq names its product phosphoribosylaminoimidazole carboxylase. The coding region runs from base 1 to 1713 and encodes 570 amino acids. Gene Ontology annotation, molecular function: phosphoribosylaminoimidazole carboxylase activity; ATP binding; metal ion binding. NCBI's taxonomy places the organism in Eukaryota, Fungi, Ascomycota, Dothideomycetes, Botryosphaeriales, Botryosphaeriaceae. Gene Ontology annotation, biological process: 'de novo' IMP biosynthetic process. The record is from RefSeq and is a predicted model, not a curated record. The transcript has a single exon.
AUGACAAAAACGGUUGGUGUCUUGGGCGGCGGCCAGCUGGGCCGCAUGAUGGUCGAGCCGGCCAACAGGAUGAAGAUUCCCAUCAAUAUCCUCGAUGCACCCGGUGCGCCGGCAAAGCAAAUCAGCGCCCACGACAGCCACGUCGACGGCUCGUUCAAGGAUCCCGAGUCCAUCAAGAAGCUGGCCAAGGCGUGCGACGUCAUCACCUUCGAGAUCGAGCACAUCAACACCUCUACGCUUGAGGAGAUCGAGGGCACUGUCGAAGUCGAACCUCACUGGAGUACUGUCCGGACCAUCCAAGACAAAUUCGCCCAGAAGCUUCACCUGAGCUCGCACGGUGUCGAUGUCGCCGAGUCAAGAAGCAUUGAUGACGCAUCCGCAGAAAAGCUGAAGUCUGUUGGCACUUCCUUUGGGUAUCCCUUCAUGCUCAAGUCCAAGACCGAAGCGUACGAUGGCAAAGGCAACUUCCCCGUGAAGUCUGAAGCUGAUAUCCCCGACGCCCUGAAGCAGCUCGGCAACAGACCACUCUAUGCGGAGAAGUGGGCCGAGUUCAAGAUGGAGCUUGCCGUCAUGGCUGUAAAGACCAAGGACGGCACCAUUGCUUAUCCCACGACCGAGACUAUCCACGAGAACAGCAUCUGCAAGCUGACCUACACGCCCGCCCGCGGUGUCUCGCGAGAAAUCAGGCAGAAGGCAGAGGCAUUGGCCAGGAAAGCCGUGGCAACUUUCAAGGGCAAGGGCAUCUUCGGCGUGGAAAUGUUCCUCCUCAAGGACGAUUCCUUGCUCGUCAAUGAGAUCGCCCCUCGGCCUCACAACAGCGGCCACUACACCAUCGAGGGCUGCUCGAUUUCUCAAUUCGAAGCACACCUGCGUGCCAUCACCGAGGAGCCCCUUUCGCAGGACGACAUCCACCUCAUGCAGCCAGCUGCAAUCAUGCUCAACGUCCUCGGCGGCAAGACGCCUGAUUCUCACAUCAAGAUAUACGACCUGGCCAAGAAAUCGCCUCGGAUCCGCAUCCACGACUACGGCAAGGCAGAAGCCCGGCCGGGCCGCAAGAUGGGCCACCUGACGGUGACGGCGCGCACCAUGGAGGAGGCCUCAACCCUUAUCCAGCCGCUCAUCGACGCCGUCGACAAGCAGUCGGGCAUGCUCGCCGAGGACGCCGCGCCGACGCCCGCGCCCGCGCGCAAGCCGCUGGUGGCCGUCAUCAUGGGGUCGGACUCGGACAUGCCGGUGCUGAAGGCGGGCUUCGACAUCCUCACAAAGUUCGACAUCCCGUUCGAGACGCGCAUCACGUCGGCGCACCGCACGCCCGAGUGGAUGGUCGAGUUCGUCAAGGGCGCCGAGGGCCGCGGCUUCAAGACCAUCAUCGCGGCGGCGGGCGGCGCGGCGCACCUGCCCGGCAUGGCGGCCGCGCUCACGGUGCUGCCCGUCAUCGGCAUCCCCGUCAAGGCCAGCGUGCUCGACGGCGUCGACAGCCUGUACAGCAUUGUGCAGAUGCCGCGCGGCGAGCCCGUCGCCACCGUCGGAAUCAACAACUCGACCAACGCCGCGCUGCUGGCGGCGAGGAUCCUGAGCGUCGAGGACCCGAGCGUCGGCGAGAAGUUGCACGCCUACUUUGAGGCCAGCGAGAAGGAGGUCAUGGAGAAGGACGCUAAGCUGCUGCAGCUGGGCCCCCAGGCGUACUUGGCGCAGAUGCCGGCCAAGAAGUAA